GUGUGUCACACCCCGAGCAAGCAUUUCUUGGAAAAUAUACUUGGGAGUGUAUUUGAAUGUUGUGUUUGCUUGUGUGUUGAGAGGUUGGUGCAGGUCAAUGCCACAGGGUAUAAAAUAUCCUUUCCUACCAGUCUUUGCAGGCCUUUUCUGAUCUUCUCGGCCCAGGACACUGCCAUUCUACAGGAUGAAGACCACUUGUUGCUUCCUUCUCCUCAUCCUCCUCCAGCUGAUGAUCCCAGGGACUGCUCCGUGUUCCUUGGACUUCAUUCUGGAUACAAAGAUAAAGGAAACCCUCAGUGGCUUAGAGUUACAUCCUUCCCCAACACGAAGGUUGUCAUGUGUCAGUGUCAAGAAUUCAGGCAGACUGUCCUCCUGCCCUGCAGGGAUGAUUGUCACUGGCUGUGCCUGUGGCUAUGGCUGUGGUUCCUGGGAUAUCCAGGGCGAAACUACAUGCCACUGCCAGUGCAGCACUAUCGACUGGACCACCGCUCGCUGCUGCCACCUGACCUGAGGGGGAGGAGGAGGAGAACCCAAUGGUGUGACCAUGACUGUAAUGAAACCAUACACCUGCCUCAAACUGUCCCUUUCAUUCGUCACAACCUGCCUCUUGGGUAAUAAAGACAAUUUUUAUAUCUC
This is a messenger RNA of Canis lupus familiaris (dog), 636 nucleotides long. RefSeq names its product resistin like beta (gene RETNLB). The record is from RefSeq and is a predicted model, not a curated record. Gene Ontology annotation, cellular component: extracellular region. Gene Ontology annotation, molecular function: hormone activity. Lineage: Eukaryota; Metazoa; Chordata; Mammalia; Carnivora; Canidae. The coding region runs from base 185 to 511 and encodes 108 amino acids. The transcript is spliced from 4 exons.